GUUAACCCCUUCCUGCCCAGUGCCAUUAGUACAGUGUCAGUGCUUAUUACUAGCACUGAUCAUUGUAUUGGUGUCACUGGGAAUGUCAGUGACACCAAGUCAGUUCCCUCCAGUGUCAGAAUGUCCGCCACAUUCCCGCUAUAAGUCGCUGAUCGCCGCCAUUACUAGUAAAAAAAAAUAUAUAAAUAUAUACCGCCAUUUGUAAACACUAACUUCCACGUAAACCAAUUAAUUUACACGUAUUGGGAUUUUU
Messenger RNA from Staurois parvus, 253 nucleotides. NCBI's taxonomy places the organism in Eukaryota, Metazoa, Chordata, Amphibia, Anura, Ranidae. The record is from the annotation of a GenBank genome assembly.